Molecule: messenger RNA, 1664 nt
Organism: Hippoglossus stenolepis (Pacific halibut)
Lineage: Eukaryota; Metazoa; Chordata; Actinopteri; Pleuronectiformes; Pleuronectidae
Gene: cdca3
Product: cell division cycle associated 3
Exons: 6
Coding region: 155-1483 (442 amino acids)
Source: RefSeq, a predicted model, not a curated record
ACCCGCCAUUUAAAUGUCUACGAUUCAAACCUCAGACUUGUGAUUCAAACUCGUGUGUUUUAACUCGCUGUGUUUCUGCUGUGGAGUCAGAGAAGAGUCUUUGAGCCGCACUACACUUCCUCCUUCUCGUCUGAGUUAACCUUCGAUAAGCAUCAUGGGAUCCAGUGAGAGCAAGAUGCUCGUGUCUGCACCGGUAAAACCAGAGUCGGCGAUCAAAAACCAUCGCCUCGGUGACCUGACGGAUCCACGCUCUCCAGGCAUCGACCGUACUCCUAUUCAGGUUGGUGGGCCUGUGACCAAACCUUCUGCUGCGGGGAAAAGUGAGUGUCCCCUGGCGUUCACCGAUCCCCGCUCCCCUUCUGUUGGUGUCAACCGCACCCCCGUCAGAGAUAUCAUGAGAGCGAAAGUCGGGUCCUUUGCUCGCCGCCUGGGCCUGCUUCUCCACAAUGAGGCUGAAGGCAGAGUCUCUGAAGACCCUCAGAAACGCUUCAGUAAAGUCGAGGAGGAGAUCUUCAAGCCAGAGGAGCUGGCUUCCACCCAGCCCCUCCUGACUCCUCAGUCAUCCGAAACCUUAAGCUCCCUGGCUGAGCAUGCCGACCUCCUUGCCACCCCUGUGUCACGCCCCCCCCAGAGCGCAGGUGACUCCAGCCCCUUCGUUGUUCUCAACGAGGCCCAGGUGGAGGUGGAGACAGACACAGAAAUCACCCUGGAGGAGGCGGAAGAGGCGAGGGAGACUCCUCUUCACAAGCGACUGAGCAUGAGCCUGAUCACCUACCACGAGGGAGCAACCUCAUCACAGAUCUUUGCUGACGUGCACCAAGACUGUGCUUCUCCUCUUCCUAGUGUAGAAGUGGAGCCUCUCAGUGAAGGCGUUGAUCACGCUUAUGCCCUUCCUUGCAUCACAGUUGAGCCAGAGUCCAGUGUUGAGCCUUCACCAACCACCGCUAAAGCUGAUUCACCAGUGCAGACAUCCCCUGCACAGCCAGAGGAAGCAGAGAAACCAUCACCCUCUGAAGAAACUGAAGAGCUUGUUGAAGCGUGUUCUUUACCUCCUGCAUCUGUUUCAUCAGAGCCACCACCAGUCACCCCCAGCCCAAAGCAACAGCAGCUCUGCAGUGGCAUCCGCUGCCCCACCUUUGACCCAAAGAGUCCCAGUCAGGUGGUGUUCAAACCGCAGUGGUUGGGAAAAGGCUUCGGUGCCUCAGGGCUGAGAGUCCGAGCGGUGAAGGCCGGCAAGAGAGGCUCCUCUCCUCUCGCCGUCCGUGUGGCCGUCAAGAACGCAACCAAGGAAAAUAAGGGACCGACUGGAAAACUGAAGCAGAAAGGUACUGAAGGCCGCUCCCCGCUGCAGAUCCUCAAGGAGAGCAACUCGCCCAGAGACCGUUCUCAGAUGAAGCUGAAGGUUUCCACCCCAGAUAAGCAGAGACAUGGACCGAUGGACCGCAGAGUGCUGGCAGUGGCUCUGGAUAAGGAGAACAGAUGAUUCAAUGCAGCCAUGUACAGAUUCCUGCUACUUUUAUAUCUCUUAAAACAUGCUUUUAUGUGUACAUUUUUCUUAAGCGGAUUUCUGUCGUUUUGUGUAAUUAUUUUUAACUGCUAUUUUAUGCAGUUUUCUGCCCUGUUUGUUCUUUUUGUAAAUAUAAAUAAAAUUAUUUGCAUUCAUA